Molecule: messenger RNA, 210 nt
Organism: Caenorhabditis briggsae
Lineage: Eukaryota; Metazoa; Nematoda; Chromadorea; Rhabditida; Rhabditidae
Exons: 3
Coding region: 1-210 (69 amino acids)
Source: RefSeq, a predicted model, not a curated record
AUGGCGGUGUUCAAAAAGUUGCGUAAGAACAAGGACAAAAGUUUGCCAUUGCCAGAGCCGGAAGCUGUCAAACCGCUGGAUAAGAGAGUCGGAAUUGAGUCGUACAGAAAAAUUGAACAUUGGAUUUUUAGUUUCCAGCUCGAAGGGAGCAAGUCUAGAACUCAAAUAGAGAGAAUUCUAAAAAAAUUUAAAAAUAAAAAAAAGUCCUGA